Brassica oleracea var. oleracea is the source of this 1812-nucleotide messenger RNA. Its product is annotated as probable methyltransferase PMT19. Lineage: Eukaryota; Viridiplantae; Streptophyta; Magnoliopsida; Brassicales; Brassicaceae. Gene Ontology annotation, cellular component: endosome; cytoplasm; trans-Golgi network. The record is from RefSeq and is a predicted model, not a curated record. Gene Ontology annotation, molecular function: methyltransferase activity. The transcript is spliced from 6 exons. Bases 19 to 1812 code for a protein of 597 amino acids.
UUAGAUUCCAGAAGAAGGAUGAAUCCAUCACAACUACAGUUACCAAAGCUCUGUUCUAAACGUAGAUUCUUCUUCACUCUAGUCUUACUCUUCUCUCUCUAUUACAUCUUAACCACUAUCAGAACCAUCACCAUCCCUUCUUCUUCCCAAGAUCCUCACCGUCAUCAUCCACAGCUUCAAGAACCUUCCAUGCCCCAUCACUCCUCUCCUCCAAAACCUUCAGCAAACCAACCAUCACCACCGUCAUCAUCAUUGCCUUACUUUCCACUCUGUCCCAAGAACUUCACCAACUACUUGCCCUGCCACGAUCCAUCAACAGCACGACAGUACAACAUUGAAAGACACUACCGGAGAGAGAGGCACUGCCCUGACUCAUCAUCCCACGAGAAGAAGCUCAGGUGUUUGGUCCCAAAGCCCUCUGGCUACAAAACGCCUUUUCCUUGGCCUGAUAGUAGAAGCUACGCUUGGUUCAAGAACGUUCCCUUCAAGAAGCUAGCUGAGUUUAAAAAGACUCAGAACUGGGUUAGGCUUGAAAGAGACCGCUUUGUUUUCCCCGGAGGUGGGACUUCAUUCCCUGGUGGCGUGAAGGACUAUGUUGAUGUGAUUAUGAAGGUUUUGCCAUUAGCUUCUGGGAGUAUCAGGACUGUUCUUGAUGUUGGAUGUGGAGUAGCGAGUUUUGGAGCUUUUUUGCUUAACCAUAACAUCUUGACAAUGUCAAUAGCACCUAGGGAUGUACACGAGGCUCAAGUUCAGUUUGCAUUAGAACGUGGACUCCCUUCUAUGCUCGGUGUUCUAAGCACUUAUAAACUGCCUUACCCUUCAAAGUCUUUUGACAUGGUCCAUUGUUCUAGGUGCCUUGUCAACUGGACUGCCUAUGAUGGGCUUUACUUGAUGGAGGUUGAUCGUGUUCUACGUCCUGGUGGAUACUGGGUGCUUUCUGGACCACCCGUAACAUCAAUGGUUAAAGCCAAGAACCAGAAGAGAGAUUUGCAGAAGGAGAUGGAGAAACUAAAUGAUGUUUUCAGAAAACUUUGUUGGGAGAAGAUUGCUGAAAGAUACCCAGUUGUCAUAUGGAGAAAGCCUUCUAAUCAUUUGCAGUGUAUAAAAAGACUAAAAGCUCUUAAGUUUCCUGGUCGCUGCUCUUCUGGUGACGACCCGAACGCUGCAUGGUACAAAGAGAUGGAGCCGUGCAUCACUCCUCUUCUAAAUGUUAAUGACACACACAAAAGAGUUCUUAGAAACUGGCCUGAGAGACUAAAUCACGUGCCUGAGCGACAUGGAGUGACCAUUUCGAGAUUGAAAGCUGACACUAACCUGUGGCAGAGAAUAGUUGUGUACUAUGACACUAAGUUAAAGUUUCUCAGCAAUGGAAAAUACAGAAACGUUAUGGAUAUGAAUGCUGGUUUAGGCGGUUUUGCUGCAGCAUUGAGCAAAUAUCCAAUGUGGGUGAUGAAUGUGGUACCGUUUGAUCUUAAACCGAACACACUCGGUGUUGUGUUCGACCGUGGCCUCAUUGGAACUUACAUGAACUGGUGUGAAGCUUUCUCUACGUACCCUAGAACCUAUGAUCUGAUUCAUGCCAAUGGUUUGUUCAGCUUGUACUUGGACAAAUGUGACAUUGUUGAUAUACUAUUGGAGAUGCAGAGGAUUCUUAGACCCGGAGGAGCUGUUAUAAUUAGAGACGGUUUUGAUGUCCUUAUGAAAGUGAAGGCUAUAACCAAUCAAAUGAGAUGGAAUGGUACAAUGUAUUCAGAAGCAGAUAAUAGUUUUGACCAUGGAACAAUACUAAUUGUAGAUAAUUCAUUUAAAUAA